AUGGAAAGAAUUAAGUUUUGGGUUUAUCUCUGUUUUCUCAUCCCAUCAUUGGUCUGUUCAGUAUUUCUCCUCUCUUACCUUCUAUCAAAUCGAACGUUGCGUACUGCUCUGCAUAAUCAUGCCAUUAUCGUUUUUCUUCUCAUCGGCCUUUUCUAUCAAGCUACUCUUUAUCCAUGGAUGCUCUACUACUACAACUAUGAAGGCAUUUGGCAUCGUUCAUCGCUCUUUUGCACGAUUUGGGCUUUUAUCGAUUGGGGCCUAUACUACACUCAGAUGAUACUCUUCGCCUGGGCUUCGAUGGAAAGACACAUUUUAAUCUUUCAUCACAAUUGGUUGUCAACACGACAGAAACGUUUGUUUGUACAUUAUUUACCACUAGUCAUGCUUCUUCUCUAUUGUCUUGUCUAUUACAUACUGACAAUAUUUUUUCCGCCUUGCAAAAAUACGUUUGAUGUUUCUCAAAUGACAUGUGUUGUACUAUGUUAUCUUUUUCAAUCCUUUGCACUUUACACAUAUGAUACACUUGUCCAUCAAGUCCUUCCGAAUCUCAUCAUUGUUAUCUUUAGCAUCGCUUUAUUGUUACGCGUGCAUUGGCAAAAGAAACGCGUAGGAAAGUCACUACAAUGGCGAAAACAUUGGAAAAUGACUGGUCAAAUGUUGUUUAUUUCCACUAUUUAUCUUCUAUUCGCGUUACCAAUCACUUUAAUGAAUUUCUUACAUCUGUGCGGUUUAUCUCGUAAUGUGAGCGCACAAUUGAUGGAUUAUUUAUUCGUCUUCAACUACUGUAUGAUACUUCUUUGGCCGUUCGCAUGCGCUUGGUCAUUACCGCAGCUUAAAUACAAACUCAAGAAUGUAUUCAAUUUCCGCCGACAAACACGAGCCGUUGGACCCAUUACAUUGUAUGCAGGAAAGAUUAUUCUUCUACAAACAUUGAGCUCUUAA
Adineta ricciae is the source of this 942-nucleotide messenger RNA. The record is from the annotation of a GenBank genome assembly. NCBI's taxonomy places the organism in Eukaryota, Metazoa, Rotifera, Eurotatoria, Adinetida, Adinetidae.